This is a messenger RNA of Thecamonas trahens ATCC 50062, 708 nucleotides long. RefSeq lists its product as uncharacterized. The record is from RefSeq and is a predicted model, not a curated record. The transcript is spliced from 2 exons. Bases 1 to 708 code for a protein of 235 amino acids. NCBI's taxonomy places the organism in Eukaryota, Apusomonadida, Apusomonadidae.
AUGCUCUACUGGUUGGGGCUGUCGGUGACGGCUGCAGCUGUCGUUGUUCUCGUCAUCCUCUCGACAGUUCCCGGCCCGGCCAGUCUGGCUGCUGCUGCUGGUCCCACGUACUCGAUCCCGCUCGCUCAGGCGGCAGCUAAUCUGGUUCUGGUCCACACGGCCCUUGCUGGCUUUGUCUAUCGCGACACGCAUGCGCUUCAACGCCGCCUUCCGCUCUCGCAUCAGCUGACGAUGGCCGCUUUCGAGACGGUCCUUGUCGUCAUGGCAGUCGCCGCUGCCCUCGCCCCGGUCGUUCCGCCACUUGGGCCGCUCUUGAUGCCUCAUUGCUCAGCCUUCCCGCUGCCUCCGAUUGCUGUCGACUCGGUCACUCUUACUGGCCUGGCGGUGGUCGGCCUUGGAAGCCUACUGCUUCGCAAGGCGGCGGCGGCUACGAUGAACUGGUCGCUGGCGGCGGCAGCAACGGCGGCGGCGGCCGGACGCGAGCGCCCGUGGCGGAUGCCGUACGCCACGCCGUUCUCCAUCAUCCGGCAUCCAGUCCGGCUGGCACAUGCAGGCGUCGGCGCUGUGGCGCUUGUGGCCCUCAACCAGGGCGUGUGUCCGGUGAUGCUGUACACGGCGCUGGCGCUACUCCUGGGCUCGCAGCUAGUGGUCGGUGUCGCCGCCGACGAGGCUGCCUCCGGGUCCCGCAUCGAGUCAUUCCAUGGUUGA